AUGCUAACUACUAAAAUGCAUACUGAAAAAAAAGCUAUAUCACUUAUAGUUGCAGGCCUUCUUCCCAAAUUUGGAAUUGGCUUCGAGGGCCAAUUGCCAUGGAAGCUGAAGAGGGAAAUGCGCUAUUUCAGAUUAGUCACAUCUACGGCAGUAGCGGGUAAGAAGAACGCUGUGAUAAUGGGACGCAAGACGUGGCAGAGUAUCCCUCCAAAGUUCAGACCGCUGCCAAACAGAAUAAAUGUUGUCUUGUCAAGGACAUCGUCUUCAAAUGCCGCGAUACAAGAAGAAGUUGAAGGUAGUGAUACUGUGAUUGCAGACUCGAUGAGCUCAGCAAUCCGUUUGCUUGAUUCAGAAAAGAUCGAUCAAAUAUUUGUGAUUGGUGGAGCCGAAUUGUACAAUCAGCUUCUUUCGCUUCCAGAGACCGAGGAUUAUAGCGUUGAAAAUAUAUUUCUGACUGAAAUUACUAGUGAUAAGGACCAUGCCAUGGAUGCUUUCAUUCAAAUGGAUAAUACCCAAUGGAGAAAGGCCAGUUCAGCCGCAUUACAGGGUCAUUUGGAAAAAUACGAGCUGACUGGUUUCGAGCUAGAGAAUAAUGAGGAAGGGGAUUACAAAUAUGAUUUUACUCUGUGGCAGAAAAUUAAAUAA
Messenger RNA from Kuraishia capsulata CBS 1993, 645 nucleotides. RefSeq lists its product as uncharacterized. The record is from RefSeq and is a predicted model, not a curated record. Gene Ontology annotation, biological process: folic acid metabolic process; dihydrofolate metabolic process; tetrahydrofolate biosynthetic process. The transcript has a single exon. Gene Ontology annotation, cellular component: mitochondrion. Lineage: Eukaryota; Fungi; Ascomycota; Pichiomycetes; Pichiales; Pichiaceae. Bases 1 to 645 code for a protein of 214 amino acids. Gene Ontology annotation, molecular function: NADP binding; dihydrofolate reductase activity.